AUGAUUGCUGAUGACGUUUUCUACAUGUUUGAAGAUGAAGGGCGUUUAAGACACUGCACUGUGAAGGAACGAUUUGAUGCUGGUUGCGUGGACACCUCUUACCGAAACGCGCUUUCUCCCGACCCCACCACGCGCUCCUCCGUCGUCCCUUCCUCCCACGCGCUUCUCCUCCUCCUCCUCCUCCUCCUCCCCGGCCAGAGGCUCGGCCCCCCCGCGAGAUCUCCUCCCUCCAUCGACGCGCUCGUCUCCCUCGACGGAAGAGAUGAUCGCCGCGCCUCGCCGGGACGGGGCGGCGCAGCCGCGGCGGCGGCGGCUGGACGCCGACAAUGGCUAGAGGAGCCGCAGCGCCGACGAGCACGUUUGACCCGCGGCCCGCGGCCGUCGUCGACCACCGCCGCUUCUUCUUCACCGCACGCGGAUACUGCGCUCACCAUCGCUCACCGUCCUCCGUCGCGUGUUUUCUCCCCCCAGGACAAGCGGCGUCGGUUCUUCACUUUGAAGCAUGUUAUUUCGGAAGUAGUGAGGAAGCAGCGCAUCCAGGAUUUCCAGAAUUUGUUGGAGCCUUUGGUUCGAAGAGUGGUAAAGGAGGAAAUUGAGGUUGCUCUGGCAAAUCAUUUUACUGCAAUGAGAAGGAGUUAUGGGAAAGAGGUGCAUCCUUCUGAAUCAAGAAGCUUACGAUUAAAAUUUUUAAAUGGUCUGUCUCUUCCAUUGUUUACUGGUGCUCGACUUGAGGGUGAUGGUGGUUCUAAGAUGAAGGUAGCUCUAGUGGAUGGUUUUACUGGGCAAGUUGUUGAUACUGGCCCUGAAUCAUCUGCCAAUGUAGAAAUUGUAGUUCUUGAGGGAGAUUUUGAUGGAGAUGAAGGCAGCCAGUGGACAGCUGAAGAAUUUGAGAAUAAUAUCGUUAGAGAGAGGGAAGGAAAGAGACCCCUUCUUACAGGGGAUGGAGUUGUGAAACUCAAAGAUGGAGUCGGCUUAGUUGGUGAAAUCGCCUUUUCAGAUAACUCAAGCUGGACGAGGAGCCGCAGGUUCAGACUUGGGGCAAGAGUAAUGGAUAAAUUUGAAGAGACUAGGAUAAGGGAAGCAACAACAGAUUCUAUUGUGGUCAAGGAUCACCGGGGAGAAUUGUACAAGAAGCAUUAUCCUCCUGCUCUGUCAGACGAGGUGUGGAGAUUAGAGAAGAUUGGGAAAGAUGGAGCUUUUCAUAAGCGUCUCAGUGAGGCUAAUGUCAACUUUGUGAAAGAUUUCUUGAUCCUACUAUCUGUUGAUCCUUCAAGGCUCCGAAGUAUUCUUGGUGCUGGUAUGUCUCGUAAAAUGUGGGAAGUUACUUUUGAGCACGCCCGAACUUGUUCUCUGGACCAGACAAUAUACUUUUACCGCCCUCCUUCCUCAGAGCCAAAGGCUGGCGUUCUCUUCAACAUCGGAGGGCAAGUUAUGGGAUUGCUUUCCGAUGGUAAAUAUAUUCCCUCGGAGAAGCUAUCUGAAGCUGAGAAGGCUGACGGCAACAACAUGGUAAUAUCCGCAUGGCAACACUGGGACGACGUAGUCGCCUUUGGUGAUGAACCUUGUUCAACUGGGCUUUUGAAUCCAAACAGUGAUCUUCGCAGCCCGAGCUCACCUGGGACCUCCGGUUCUGGUAGUUUACGGCAUUUGAAGAGGAAUCAGAUUGGUGGAUCUGAUUAUGCACAGCGCCAUAUGUCUUCACCAAAUACCAUGUCAUCAUCCAUCUCAUCCAUCUUUCCCAUGGAUGAUUAUUCCCUUGAUUCCUUAGACGAUAUGGAUUUUAGAAUCAAUCAUUCUCCGACCAUCUCUGGUCUAAUCGUCGGAAGGUCGAUUCAUGAUCCUGGGUCGUUGAGCCAAAGUUUUCUUGAGGAAGACCUUUCGUUUUUCGACGGAGAAUGCUCAGAGGACAUUUCUCGUCCACAGCGUCCAUCUGACGCCACUGACAAAGCUCAGAGGAGAUGGAGAAAGCUUUUCAAUGUCUUUUUGGUGGUUCUUUGUAAGAAAACUAGUGCUGCAUAAAAAAUCAGGAGAUAUUAUGAGGAUUCAGAAAGUUUUCCUAGGUAUAGUCAUAUACCGUGUGAUAGAAGCUUAUUAGAUGCUGCUGUUUUAAAAAGCAGUGGCUCGGGUGCGUUAGCAAAUGUACAGGUUAUGGCCUUUAAUUCUUCUUCCGAAUGCAAAUCCUACAUGGUCUUUGGCAGAAAUGCUGGCUUAGCUGGAGCCGUUUUAAUUUGUGGACAAGCUGCUCUCUAAUAUUUGCAGCUUCUCACAGACUCAAAAUAAACGAUCAAUGGGUGAUUUGUGUCCAGAA
Molecule: messenger RNA, 2308 nt
Organism: Eucalyptus grandis
Lineage: Eukaryota; Viridiplantae; Streptophyta; Magnoliopsida; Myrtales; Myrtaceae
Product: calmodulin-binding protein 60 A
Exons: 9
Coding region: 1-2019 (672 amino acids)
Biological process (GO): regulation of salicylic acid biosynthetic process
Cellular component (GO): nucleus
Molecular function (GO): DNA-binding transcription factor activity; calmodulin binding; sequence-specific DNA binding
Source: RefSeq, a predicted model, not a curated record